AAGCUUUAUCAAGAUAUUUAUGGCUACUGCAUUGGUUUCUGACUUUAAGUUUUUAUCUGAUAAAGCUUGUGAUUCAGCAGAAGAGUUUAGUACUUUGUAUUACAACACUUAUGACAAACAACGGCACCUACUACAGAAGCUCUAUACAGACAUGUCUUCAGUUGUGUGGAAUGGAAACGGGUAUCAUGGUCUUACAAGCAUCAACGAUUUAUUCAUCAAUCUACCAGUUACAUCUCAUGAGCUGUCAACACUUGAUUGUCAACCUAUAUCUUCUGUUGCUUGUCCUGAUAGAACAUCUAUCUUAUUAGUAUGUGAAGGCGCUGUUAAGUAUGGAAAUGAAAAACAAAGAAAGUACUUUACGCAAAAAUUUAUUUUAAUGGAUGUUAAUGGAACCUGGAAAAUUGCAAAUGAUUGUUUUCGGUUUAUUGAUUGAUAAAUGAGUUUCUAUUAUAAAUAUAUUGAUAUAAAAAUUAAA
Molecule: messenger RNA, 475 nt
Organism: Hydra vulgaris (swiftwater hydra)
Lineage: Eukaryota; Metazoa; Cnidaria; Hydrozoa; Anthoathecata; Hydridae
Product: NTF2-related export protein 2
Biological process (GO): poly(A)+ mRNA export from nucleus
Cellular component (GO): nuclear pore central transport channel
Source: RefSeq, a predicted model, not a curated record